Messenger RNA from Cherax quadricarinatus, 2397 nucleotides. It is a transcript of the gene und, whose product is annotated as methionyl aminopeptidase und. The record is from RefSeq and is a predicted model, not a curated record. Gene Ontology annotation, biological process: proteolysis. Gene Ontology annotation, molecular function: metalloaminopeptidase activity. NCBI's taxonomy places the organism in Eukaryota, Metazoa, Arthropoda, Malacostraca, Decapoda, Parastacidae. Gene Ontology annotation, cellular component: cytoplasm.
GUCGUUUGAUGAGUAAGGUUAUGAAGAGUGACGAGAGAGGUGAUGGUAGUGAGGAAGGUAAGGUUGGUAGAUCUGGAAACAGCCAUAUUAGAGGCAACAUGUCUGCCGCUGUUGUGAACGAUGUUGGUGCUAAAGUAGAGGAAAAACAUCAUAAUGAAGAGGAAGAUGUUGAUGAUGUCGAUGAUUUAGUUGACGGGUCUGCACCUGAGGCUGCCAAGAAAAAGAAGAAGAAGAAGAAAAAGAAGAAGGCAGCUGGUGGAGUGAGUUCGAUCAAUGUCCCAGAUGGAGAUGACGACGUAGAUGUCAACGGUGUGGCAAACAGCCAGGCUAAGACUACCUUGGAGGAUGGGGAUGAGGAGGAGGAGUGCGAAGGUGGCAAUGAGGGAGAAGAUGGAGGCAGCAAGAAGAAGAAAAAGAAAAACAAGAAGAAGAAAGGAAGUGGAGGGAUGAAAGCAGCUACAGCUGCAAUGCAACAGACAGAUCCACCAACAAUCCCAGUGGUUGAUCUUUACCCUAAUGGUAUUUUUCCAAUUGGGGAAAUUUGUGAAUACAAGAUGAAACAAGAUGAUAGAACAUCUAUCAAUCGAAUGACAUCACCAGAGAAGAAAGCUCUGGAGACUUCGUAUGAAGAUAUGUAUCGUGAGAUUCGAAUUGGCGCAGAGGUUCAUCGCACAACUCGCAAAUAUUUCCAAAAGAAUGUCAAGCCAGGGAUGACCAUGAUUGAAAUUUGCAACAUGAUUGAAGACACCAAUCGUAAAUUGAUCAAGGAGAAUGGUCUUGAGGCAGGUUUGGCAUUUCCUACAGGAUGCUCAAUCAAUCAUUGUGCAGCUCAUUACACUCCUAAUGCUGGUGACACAACGGUGCUUUCAUAUGAUGAUGUGUGCAAGAUUGACUAUGGAGUUCAUAUUAAUGGUCGAGUGAUUGACUGUGCUUUUACACUGACUUUUGAUAACAAGUACGACAAGUUGGUGGAGGCUGUUCGUGCUGCUACCAACACUGGCAUUCGGGAGGCUGGUAUUGAUGCUCGACUCUGUGAUAUUGGGGAGGCUAUUCAGGAAACGAUGGAAAGUUAUGAAGUCGAACUAGGUGGCAAGGCUUACCAAGUAAAGUGCAUCCGUAACCUGAAUGGGCACUCUAUUGCUCCAUAUAGGAUACAUGCUGGGAAGACAGUGCCAAUUGUAAAAGGAGGUGAAGCUGAGGUCAUGGAAGAGAAUGAAGUUUAUGCUAUAGAAACUUUCGGAUCUACUGGUCGUGGAUAUGUUCAUGAUGACAUGGAAACCUCCCAUUACAUGAAGAAUUUUGAUGUUGGACAUGUUCCUCUGCGACUGGCCAAGUCGAAGCAUCUGCUGAAUGUGAUCAACCAGAACUUUGGCACUCUGGCCUUCUGCCGUCGCUGGCUAGACCGUUUGGGAGAAACCAAGUACCUGAUGGCCCUCAAAGAUCUCUGUGAUAAGGGGAUCGUGGACCCAUACCCUCCACUCUGUGAUGUGAAGGGAUGUUAUACUGCACAGUUUGAGCACACUAUUGUUCUACGGCCCACCUGCAAGGAGGUGGUGACCCGUGGCGAUGAUUACUAAUGCAUUUUCAUUUUCAUUCUUCAUACUCUUAUCAUUACAUGAGUAAAAACUGGACUCUAGAACUCUUGCAUCAAGACCAAUUAAAUGUGAUAAGAUAGAGCUUCAUAAAAAGUUAUCACUAAUACAUACAAUAGGUAACAAUUUUUUUUUUUAAAUUCUCCAAAAGGUUUCAAUAUUAAGAGUUCUAGCCUCCAGACACAUGAUAGUUAUUUGCUGCUGCAGCGAGCAAUGCUCAAGUCAGUUUUAGUUUAGCAAUUUGCGUAUUGUCUAUAGAUAUGCAAGUAAUACAAAGCAUAAUACUGUAUUAUAUUUAGGGAGAAAAUGCUGUUACAACUUAUUUAAUACUGUAUUGCUGAUGGGUUUAUUGGAAUAUCCUAUUGUUACGACCAUAAUGAGCACGUACGUGUAAUUGAUAUAUAAUUAUUACAUAUUUCCAUUAGUGUGCCUUAGUUUUGUUUCUUCAUAUGCAUGUAAAUGUAUUUAACCAAAUUAAAUGUGAAUGUUUUCAGUUCAUAAUCAGUUUUAGAUGAUUGGAUAAAGUUUUAUAUUAGUAAAUUAUUUCAAAAUGCUUGUUUCAUCUGUUUCUGCUUGGGAAGAUAGUGUGUGCUGCCAUUCCUUUAGUAAGCCUUGUGCUUUUUUUUUAUUUAAACAAGGAAAAUAUGUUGACAUGUUUUGCAAAACUAUUAUUGAUUGGAGAUAUCAAAUUUCAAAAACCUGUUAUUGGGAAAUAGGGGCUGCUAACACCUUGUUUUAUGGAUAGCUGCCACAUUUAAAAGAUUUGGUUGGAAAAUUAUUGCUGUUAAUAAAAAACCCAUUAAAA